Messenger RNA from Manihot esculenta (cassava), 2733 nucleotides. RefSeq names its product potassium transporter 5. Bases 171 to 2498 code for a protein of 775 amino acids. NCBI's taxonomy places the organism in Eukaryota, Viridiplantae, Streptophyta, Magnoliopsida, Malpighiales, Euphorbiaceae. The transcript is spliced from 8 exons. The record is from RefSeq and is a predicted model, not a curated record. Gene Ontology annotation, molecular function: potassium ion transmembrane transporter activity. Gene Ontology annotation, cellular component: membrane. Gene Ontology annotation, biological process: potassium ion transmembrane transport.
CUCUAUGCGCCCGAACCCCCACCCGUCCACACCGCCUUAUAUAUAUAUAUAUAUGUAUAUGUAUAUGUGCAUUGGAAGCCAAACCACCAGAGUUUGACUCCUAAUUAACAUAUCCUUUUACCCUUUUAGAAUUUUGAUCACUUCAUCUUCUAACCAAAACGGAAGCUAAAAUGACUGAAAAUAGUAAUAUAGCAGCCCAAAUUAGCAUCAAUACUGGAGAGAGUUCAGAUCAAUUCUCGAAGCCCCUCAGUGGAAAGAAACUUUCCUGGCAAAAGUUGCGCCGGAAUGAUUCUCUGGAAAUCGAAUCCAGCAAGUUCCCUGGACGUCAACUCCAUGGCUCUAAGGCUGUGAGUUGGUCGGUUAUCUUGCACUUGGCGUUCCAGAGCCUCGGGAUAGUGUAUGGAGAUAUCGGUACAUCACCGCUGUACGUGUACUCGAGUACCUUCACUGAUGGUAUUCUCCACAACGAUGAUAUAUUGGGUGUACUCUCUUUGAUUUUGUACACCAUCACUCUUAUCCCUCUCGUCAAGUACGUAUUAAUCGUCUUGCGUGCCACCGAUAAUGGCGAUGGAGGAACAUUUGCUUUGUACUCGCUGAUAUGCAGAUAUGCUAAAGUGGGUCUAAUCCCAAGCCAACAAGCUGAGGACCACGAUGUUUCCAAUUUCCAGCUAGAGUUGCCAAGCAAGCGUCUGCGGAGAGCAACAAAGCUGAAAUCUAAGCUGGAAAACAGUAAAUUUGCCAAGUUUUUUCUGCUCUUCGCUACCAUGCUUGGUACUUCCAUGGUCAUCGGAGAUGGGGUCCUUACUCCUUGCAUUUCAGUUUUAUCAGCGGUGGGAGGGAUCAAGCAAGCCACUACAAAAAUGACCGAGAAUAUGAUUGUUUGGAUAUCAGUAGCAAUCUUGAUCUCCCUGUUCAUGGUUCAAAGAUUCGGAACUGAUAAAGUGGGCUACAGUUUUGCUCCAAUCAUUUGUGUUUGGUUCGCAAUGAAUUGUGGUAUUGGCGUUUACAAUUUCUUCAAAUAUGAUCCUGCCGUUAUCAAAGCUUUAAACCCAAAGUAUAUCAUAGACUAUUUCACGAGGAACAAAGAUAAAGCAUGGAUUUCUCUUGGUGGCAUCGUCCUUUCAAUAACAGGAACUGAAGCCCUGUUUGCAGACGUUGGCCAUUUCACUGUUCGAUCAAUUCAAUUAAGUAUGUGCACUGUGACAUACCCAGCUCUUGUAUGUGCAUACUUUGGACAGGCUGCUUUCCUUAGAAAGCACAAUGAUCUUGUCUCGGAUACCUUUUAUGAAUCCAUACCAGACCCUCUUUACUGGCCCAUGUUUGUGGUGGCUGUGUUGUCUUCAAUCAUUGCAAGUCAAGCCAUGAUCUCUGGAACUUUUUCCAUUAUCCAGCAAUCCCUCUCACUUGGAUGCUUCCCUCGAGUGAAAAUCGUGCACACAUCCUCUAAAUAUGAAGGACAAGUCUAUAUUCCUGAAAUCAAUUACCUUCUUAUGAUUGCUUGCGUAGGAGUUACUCUUGGUUUUAGGAGUACAACCAAAAUCAGCAAUGCUUAUGGGAUUGCUGUGGUGUUUGUGAUGACUCUCACAUCAGCCUUUCUAGUGUUGAUCAUGCUGAUGAUUUGGAAAACCAACAUCCUUCUUGUAAUUGCCUAUGUGCUAACCAUUGGCGUUGUGGAGCUCGUUUACUUAAGUUCUGUCCUUUACAAAUUUGAUCAAGGAGGAUAUCUACCUUUAGCCUUUGCUGCAGUUCUGAUGACUAUAAUGUUUGUCUGGAAUGAUGUUUACCGAAGAAAGUACUAUUAUGAGCUUGAAAACAAGAUUUCUCCUGAUAAGUUGAAGGAGAUUGCUGCUGAGACCAAUUUUAGUAGACUUCCAGGACUUGCCAUGUUCUACUCCGAGCUUGUUCAUGGCAUCCCUCCCAUUUUCAAGCAUUAUGUGGCCAAUGUGCCUGCACUUCACACAGUCCUUGUUUUUGUCUCCAUCAAAUCACUUCCCAUUGGGAAGGUUCCAGUGGAAGAACGAUUCCUUUUCCGCAGAGUAGAACCAAUGGAGCUCAACGUGUUUCGUUGUGUAGCACGAUAUGGAUACAAGGAUGUGCGCAAUUAUCGCCAUGAGCCCUUUGAGAGAAUGUUGAUUGAGAAAUUGAAGGAGUUUGUGAGAGAUGAUUACUGGUUAAGGCAGGCGAUUCUGAAUAAGGGUGAGAUUGCCAAUGAUCAAGAAUCUGAUAAUGGACAAAUUGAUGAAAACAGAGAUACAAAGCAAGAAGAUUUAGAGGAUUUGGAUAACCAGAUUGACAUGAUCGACAGAGCAUGGUGUACCGGUGUUGUUCACUUGAUCGGUGAGAAUGAGGUGGUUGCCGGCGAAGGAGCAAAUGUAGGCAAGAGAAUUCUGAUAGAUUAUGCAUAUAAUUUCUUGAAAAGAAACUUGAGACAAAGUGAGAAGGUGUUUGAUAUUCCUCAGAAGCGCAUGCUCAAAGUAGGUAUGACUUACGAGCUUUAGCAAAUGAUAAGGUGAUAUACCUUAGAAGUAAUAGAAGUUGUACUACGUAGAAGUUCGAACAAGUAAACAAACGGGAAGGCAAGUAACUGAAGAACAAAGCAGAAGUUCGAUUCAUGCAUGUAGCCAUUCUCUUUGUAAAAAAUAAAACAAAAUGUUAUACAUAUAUAUAUAGGUGUAUUUAUAAAGUUUGACUAACUACUAUUAAAAUAAUAAAUAUUUUUAAAUAUUACGUAAA